Anopheles nili is the source of this 3579-nucleotide messenger RNA. RefSeq names its product RNA polymerase-associated protein CTR9 homolog (gene Ctr9). Gene Ontology annotation, biological process: regulation of DNA-templated transcription. The transcript has 5 exons. Gene Ontology annotation, molecular function: RNA polymerase II complex binding. The record is from RefSeq and is a predicted model, not a curated record. Bases 1 to 3480 code for a protein of 1159 amino acids. Gene Ontology annotation, cellular component: Cdc73/Paf1 complex. Lineage: Eukaryota; Metazoa; Arthropoda; Insecta; Diptera; Culicidae.
AUGGCUGCGCCAAUAGAAAUCCCGCUCAGGGAUACGGACGAGGUCAUCGAACUCGAUCCGGAACAACUUCCCGAAGGCGAAGAAGUGCUUGGUAUCCUGCGGCAGGAGCGUUCGCAUCUCAAUACCUGGGUUACGAUAGCGUUGGCGUAUUACAAGCAAAACAAAACGGAUGAUUUUAUCAAAAUCCUGGAAGCGUCCCGCCUGGACGCCAACAUUAACUACCGGGACUUUGAGAAGGACCAGAUGCGUGCGUACGACAUGCUGGCGGCGUACUACGUGCAGGAGGCGAACCGCGAGAAGUCGAAGGACAAGAAGCGUGAUCUCUUCCUCAAAGCCACGCUGUUGUACACAACGGCGGACAAGAUCAUCAUGUACGACCAGAACCAUCUGCUCGGACGGGCGUACUUCUGUCUGCUAGAGGGCGACAAGAUGGACCAGGCCGAUGCACAAUUUAACUUCGUGCUAAAUCAAUCCCCGUCUAACAUACCGUCGCUGCUCGGUAAGGCGUGCAUUGCGUUCAACAAGAAGGACUACCGGGGAGCGCUUGCGUUCUACAAGAAGGCCCUUCGCACCAACCCGAACUGUCCGGCGGCGGUACGGCUCGGCAUGGGGCACUGCUUUCUGAAGCUAAACAACGCGGACAAGGCAAAGCUGGCCUUCCAGCGGGCGCUCGAUCUCGAACCGCAGUGUGUCGGAGCGCUGGUUGGACUGGCCAUUCUGAAACUGAAUCUACACGAACCGGAAUCCAACCGGAUGGGUGUGCAGAUGCUGUCAAAAGCGUACACGAUCGACUCAACAAACCCGAUGGUGCUGAACCAUCUGGCGAACCAUUUCUUCUUCAAAAAGGAUUACCAGAAGGUGCAGCAUCUCGCACUGCACGCGUUCCACAACACGGAAAACGAGGCGAUGCGGGCGGAAAGUUGCUACCAGUUAGCGCGCGCCUUCCACGUGCAGCGGGACUACGACCAGGCGUUCCAGUACUACUAUCAAUCGACUCAGUUUGCUCCCGUCAACUUCGUGCUUCCGCAUUUUGGACUCGGUCAGAUGUACAUCUAUCGAGGCGACUCGGAGAACGCUGCGCAAUGCUUCGAGAAGGUGCUCAAGGCUCAACCCGGUAAUUACGAAACGAUGAAGAUUUUGGGCUCGCUGUACGCCACUUCGUCAUCGCAAUCGAAACGUGACAUCGCGAAGAACCACCUGAAGAAGGUGACAGAACAGUUCCCGGAUGACGUGGAGGCGUGGAUUGAGUUGGCGCAGAUUCUCGAGCAAAACGAUCUCUCUGGAUCGCUGCAGGCGUAUGGUACGGCCACCAGCAUUCUCACGGAGAAAGUGAACGCGGACAUUCCGCCUGAGAUAUUGAACAACGUGGCAGCGCUGCACUAUCGGUUGGGCAAUCUGGACGAGGCGAUGUCCAAGCUGGAGCAGGCGAUCGAGCGGGCUAAGGUGGAAGCGCAACACGACGCUCAGUACUACGACUCGAUCUCCGUGUCGAUGAUGUACAAUCUCGCCCGGUUGUACGAGGCGAUGGCCGUGUUCGAUAAGGCCGACAAGCUGUACAAGGACAUCCUGAAAGAGCACCCGAACUACAUCGAUUGCUAUCUGCGGCUUGGCUGUAUGGCGCGUGAUAAGGGUCUGAUUUUUGUGGCGUCCGAUUUCUUCAAGGACGCGCUCAAGAUCAACAUGGAAAACCCGGACACGAGAUCGCUGCUGGGUAACCUGCAUCUGGCCAAGAUGCAGUGGACGCUGGGGCAGAAGAAUUUCGAGACGAUUCUGAAGAAUCCGGCCACGUCGAGUGACGCGUAUUCGCUGAUUGCGCUUGGCAACUUUUGGCUGCAGAGUUUGCACCAGCCGAAUCGCGACAAGGAGAAGGAGAAAAAGCACCAGGAAAAGGCACUCGCCAUCUACAAGCAAGUGCUGCGGAACGAUCCGAAGAACAUCUGGGCGGCGAACGGUAUCGGGGCGGUGUUGGCCCACAAGGGCUGCAUAAUCGAGGCGCGUGAUAUCUUUGCGCAGGUCCGUGAAGCCACGGCUGACUUUUGCGAUGUGUGGAUCAACAUCGCGCACAUCUACGUGGAGCAGCGACAGUACAUUAGCGCGAUCCAGAUGUACGAGAACUGUCUGAAGAAGUUCUACCGCCACAACAACGUCGAGGUGAUGCAGUAUCUGGCGCGGGCUUACUUCCGCGCGGGUAAGCUGAAGGAAGCGAAGAUGACACUAUUGAAGGCACGGCGUGUGGCCCCACAAGACACGGUUCUGCUGUUCAACAUCGCUCUCGUUCUGCAGCGCUUGGCGACGUUCGUGCUGCGUGACGAAAAGUCCGUGCUGAGCGUAGUGCUGCAGGCGGUGCACGAGCUCGGACUGGCGCACAAGUACUUCACGUACCUGUCGGCACAUGGGGACAAGACACGCUACAACAUUACGCUGGCCGAGACGGAGGCGAACCAGUGCCAGGAUCUGCUGCAGCAGGCCCAGUACCACGUGUCGCGUGCUCGAAAGAUCGACGAGGAGGAGCGCUCACUGCGCCAGAAGCAGGAGAUGGAGAUCGAGGAGUUCAAGCGUCGGCAGGCGGCCGAUCGGCGUCGUACGGAAGAGAUGCGCCGGAAGACGCACGAGGAGAUGUUGCUGAAGCGCCAGGAGUACAAGGAGAAAACGAAGAAUGCGCUGUUCUUUGCGGAACCAACACCCGAGCCCAAGAAGAAGGGUGGUCGUGGCCGGAAGGAUUACAUCUCCGAUUCCGACGCCAGCGGGGGUGGUGGCGAAGGCGGCAUGGGUGGCAGCGGUGGCGAAGAGGGUUCGGGUGUGGCGAAGGAGCGCAAACGCAAGGGCGAAAAGAAACCCCGCAAAUCGCAGUCUGGCAAUCGCAAGCGGAAGGACAAGAAUCGGCGUGGCAGUGGCGGCGAUUCGGACAGCGAGGAUGAUGAAGAAUCCGGGCGGAAGCGCAAGAAGAAGCCUGCGUCGGGUCAGAAGAAACGCCAGAAGACGUCGGACGAAGGUCUGUCGCAGAAGCAAAAGAGCCGUAUCCUGUCAAAGGCCACAGUAUCGACGAGCGAGUCCGAUAGCGAUGGAUCGCGUUCACGCUCACGCUCACGAUCCGGAUCGCGGUCCCGGUCGGGUUCGGGAAGCCGUAGUCGCAGCCGUAGCGCAGGAAGUCGCAAAAGUGGAUCUCGUAGCCGCAGCAGGUCCCGCGGCAGUGGCAAAGGAUCGCGAUCGAGGAGUCGCUCGGGAUCUGGAAGUCGCAGUCGUAGCCAUAGCCGCAGUCGUAGCCGUAGCCGUAGCCGAAGCCAGAGUGCUGGCAGCCGCAAAAGCGGAAGUCGAAGUCGUAGUCGCAGUGGUAGCCGGAACAGUCGUCGGUCGAGGUCACGAUCCGGAUCACGGUCGCAGUCACGCUCACGGUCACGGUCUCGUUCGCGCUCGGGCUCGGGCAGUAGGCAAGCCUCGCCAAUUUCACGCAAAUCCGUCUCGGGAUCGGAAUCGGAGUGAAUGGAAUUCCGAGGCGAUAAUUUCAACUGCAUCAGUAGGAUUUGUGAACAUUUUAUAUUAACGAUUACGGUAGCUAGUUAACAGAUUGGCAGAUGUUAC